AUAACAACCAAGUGCAGUGAAUUUGCAUAAUUCCUGCUAAAUGGCAAAAAAAAGAAAAAAAGUAGGAAAAGCACUAGGUCAUCCCAAAAGAGCGAAAGAAACCCAGAUGAUAAAAAUACAGCCACUUUUGAUCCACAAGUAUACGAAGCACAGAUUGCGUCACUAAAAAAGAAAACAAAAGAUUUUCAGUAUGCAAUCGAUAAUCUAAAAGAUAUCAACACACAGCUUUUCGCCAAAGCUAAAAGAAAUGAGUUGGACAGUGAGGGGUUGACUACGUACCUUGAAAACUGUAUUCAGAACAAAGAUAUUGAUGUCAAUGAGUUGAAGAAAAACUUAAAUGCACUAUGCUGUAGGAUGAGCGAAAAACAACAAGAACACAAUAACAUUGUAGCCAACAUCAGGUUUGAGAUCGAGGCUUUAGAAGAAAGGCUUAACUCGGAGAAGGCUGUUUUGACUGGAAAAAUAGCAUCACUAGAAGACCUCAGCGUUGAAAGAACUCAGCUACAAGCUAAAACGUUAGAAAUGGAAAAACUAAUUGAAGAAACGCGUACAGAAAACAAACUAAAGUAUCACGAGAAGGAUUUGAAGUUGACCGUUACGCAAGACCAAUUAUUCAAAGAAAUGUUACACAAAGUAUCAUAUUUAUCUGAAGAAUUUCGAAUUGCAACAGAAAAACGUGUUAAUAAAACAGAACGUAAAACAUUGGAAAUCAAUUAUACAUUAAAUGAAAAAUUAAUAAUUUUAAGCAAUAAAAUGUUAUAUAUUAUUGGUAAAAAUAAAUCAUAUCAACAGGCUACUCAACAGUUGAAAUAUGAUGUUCAUGUAUUACAAGAUAUUAGAAAUGAAAUGCAUAAAAAAUGGUUGAAUCAAUUACAAUCUUUAAAGAAUUCAAUAUCGAACUGCUUAAAAAAGGAGCAAAGAUUAUGUUCAAUCAUGGAAAUAUUUCUAACAAAUGAAAAUAUCCAUCCAUUGAACCUUGAUAUAUUUUUUUACGAACAAAUUAAAAAUAUGAAUAUGAAGGAAGUCAAGCUGACUGAAGAAGUAAAAACACUAAGGUCUAAGCAUGAUCAUACCCUAUCCAGAUAUGAAGAAUAUAAGCAUUUAAGAAAUGAAGAAUUACAUCGUUUGAAGCAGUUAAUUCAAGCUAGAAAUCAUUUAUGCCAGCUAGUUAUUGAUUGUAAAACUGCUCUACAACAGGCUUGUGAAAUGUGCGAACCAGAAAGUGCUGUAAAACUGAAUUUAACUGAACGUAUUCAGCGACAUGAUCAUCUAUUAACCGCUUUCUUCAUUCUGAUCUAUACAUGUGAUCAAUUGAUUUCACGUAUCACUCCAUAUCAGAUUGGUGAUUUCCGACUGAAUCGAAUAACUACCAAUGUACCAUCAGCAUCAACAAAACAGUCAUUUGGCAGAAAUAGAGUUAUGUUCAGUGAUUCAGUAUAUCCAAUAUCAACCUCAUCGUUGGCUAAAAGUGACAGUCGAACAAGAAAUGCUCUGUCAGGAAAAAGUAACUCAGAAGACUCCUCAUAUUUGGAGUUCGCAGAAAAAGAUCAUUUUCCACAUUCAGAAUUUCCCUUAGCAUCAGAAUUCGGUUUGGAACCAAUGGAUCCGAAGAAGCCUAGCACAGUUACCAACAUCUUACUCAAAGAACUAUCAAAAUGCUCACGUCAAUCAGAAAGACGAACUACUACACCAAUAGUUCAUUCAGUUGCUGUUCAGACUGAACCAUUAUACGGUAAUACACUAAAGUCAAAGAAAUUUAAAGAAAAAAUUCCCUCCGAAUUAGUUCAUCUUCGAAAUAAUCGUGGAGUUUUACAACUUCCAUUUAUCAAUUCAACAGUUAUAGCACCUAAAGAAAGUUAUGAUGAAUUGUAUACGUUUAAUAUUCGACCAACUUACAAACAGAAAUCACCAACAUUGCCAAGUUUAUAUCAGUUAGCUAAAUUCUAAAUCAUCAUUAUAUAUUGUAAUUAUGACAGUGAUCAUGAUAAGUUGUACAAUGUGAAAUGCAUAAUUUAUGAAUGAAAAUGAUUUAAUUAAAGUUGAAUUAUGAACAGUUAUUUGAUGCACAAAUUGAAC
This is a messenger RNA of Heterobilharzia americana, 2076 nucleotides long. Lineage: Eukaryota; Metazoa; Platyhelminthes; Trematoda; Strigeidida; Schistosomatidae. The record is from the annotation of a GenBank genome assembly.